This is a messenger RNA of Podarcis lilfordi (Lilford's wall lizard), 471 nucleotides long. The record is from the annotation of a GenBank genome assembly. NCBI's taxonomy places the organism in Eukaryota, Metazoa, Chordata, Lepidosauria, Squamata, Lacertidae.
AUGGCGCAGCAGAGUGGCGACCCAAGAAAGUGCUUUCUGCUCCCCUGUGCCUGCAGCAUUCUCGGGAUCGCAGCCUUUCCCGCUCUCCUCCUGGCACCAGGUCUGCCCUUCUCCUCCGCUGGCGGCAGCCGCCGCAUGGCCCGCUUUGCGCGGCAAAUGACUGGCCAGAUGCUGCGGGGGGGGGAGAGAGAGAAACGCAUAAAAGCGCCACGUGGCAUCUUCACCACCGUGACUGGCGCAGGAAAUGGUCCUGCCGCCUGGGCCUUAGGCAGCAGCAGCACACAACAGGCCCGGCGUGUGGAGCGGAGGCAGCAGCGGCAGUAUGCAGGCGACAGUGCCCUUCGAAGGCACAGCAGGAAAAGCAACAGGCGGUGGCUCCGGAGCGCCCAGAAAAUCGCGAAAGCGAGCUCGCAUUUCCUCGCAGGCGAGUCACUCUACCACUGCUCGGUGUUGUGGCUUUGCAGGCUCUGA